GAAAUGCAUGGUGAUGCAUGGAGUCUCGUGCUGGAUGUCAGGGUCACUGCAUGUCAGUGUGUGUGUGUGUGUGUGUGUGUGUGUUAUGCAAAUGGCUCAGUAUUUUAUGUCGCGUCUGUCAUUGGCUAGUAGUGUCUCUAGACCUUGUUGUGACGCUUGCCUAUAUAACGGGGCUCGUGCCACCGGGCCGGCGUGUCCGCGCGCGCCCCACCCAGAGCUGCAUGGACGCUUCAUUUCCGCGUCUCCAGAGAGCGCGCGCAGCACAUCAGGAUUAUAGCAGCAGCAUCCUUCUCUUCCGCCACCGAAAGAUCUGACAUUUUUUCCCUGGCCGCUUUGAGACUUAUCCAAAAAGCCAGUGAUCAUGGCAAACAGAGGCCCCAGUUACGGCCUGAGCCGGGAGGUGCAGGAGAAAAUCGAACAGAAGUACGAUCCUGAUCUGGAGGCUCGGCUGGUGGACUGGAUCGUUGCACAGUGUGGAGGAAAUCUGGAAAGACCCCAAACAGGAAAGCAGAACUUCCAAAAGUGGCUGAUGGACGGAACCAUCCUCUGCAGACUCAUUAACAGUCUGUACCCGCGAGGUAAAGAGCCCAUUAAAAAGAUCCAGGAGACACAGAUGGCCUUUAAGCAGAUGGAGAAGAUCUCGCAGUUCCUCCAGGCGGCUGAGGCAUACGGAGUCAUCACCACGGACAUCUUUCAGACUGUAGAUUUAUGGGAAGGAAAGGACAUGGCCGCCGUCCAGAGAACUCUAAUGGCUCUGGGCAGUGUGGCACUCACCAAGGAUGAUGGACAUUACCGUGGCAACCGGGACUGGUUCCACAGGAAGUCUCAGGGUAACCGGAGGGAAUUUUCCGAAGAGCAGCUGCGCCAGGGCCAGAACCUGAUCAGCCUGCAGAUGGGCAGCAACCGCGGAGCGUCCCAGGCUGGCAUGACAGGGUACGGCAUGCACCGCCAGAUCAUGUAACCCAGCCUGGAGAUGACCUACGACCUGCAUCAGACACCCAGAAGUCCUUAAUCCCUGCAGAGGAGCAACAAACAUCUGGUUCAGUCAUCAGUUUCAUUAACGUUUUUGGUUGUGAAAAUGAGGUAGAACACUUUUAAUAUCAGUGUUCUUUUAAAAUGUCUUGAAAUUCCAUGUAUGAUAUUAAUUAAUAACUUAUUAUAACUUAUUAGCAUGACUACUGUUUCAUUUUAUUUUUAUUUACUAUAAUAUAUAUUUAUCAGUAUCCAUAAUCACAAAAACAUUUUAACAUAAAUACCAAGAUCUGUGUGAUGUCCAUUGCUGUUAUCUCUGUAAACAUUAAACUAUGUCUAAAAACACAUACUACAUUACUAAUAAUGUGUCAAAAUAGUAUUACAUACUUGGUCAUUUUGGCAUAUUUCAUAGUACAUUAUUAUGUGGUCUUGGAUGCAACCUCCGUGGUAAAAGUUGCAAAAUGAUUUAAAAAAAAUCUACACACAAACAUUCCUGUCAGCCUUGUACCACAUGUGAAUGCAGAUCUGUAUUUAUUUCCUUAUUUAAUUGCCAAAACUCCCCAAAGUACUUAAUAUUUUAAAAAAAUGUUUGCCUUUCCCUUCGGAAUUGUGUGUUAUAAGUUUAUAUCCAAGUUUCAUAUUAUGCAUCAAUGUUUUGCUGGUGUUUGGUGAAGAUGUUUAAUAAAUUGAUAUUAUAUUAA
Molecule: messenger RNA, 1673 nt
Organism: Pangasianodon hypophthalmus (striped catfish)
Lineage: Eukaryota; Metazoa; Chordata; Actinopteri; Siluriformes; Pangasiidae
Gene: tagln3b
Product: transgelin 3b
Exons: 5
Coding region: 362-961 (199 amino acids)
Molecular function (GO): protein binding
Source: RefSeq, a predicted model, not a curated record